Messenger RNA from Drosophila hydei, 682 nucleotides. RefSeq lists its product as uncharacterized. NCBI's taxonomy places the organism in Eukaryota, Metazoa, Arthropoda, Insecta, Diptera, Drosophilidae. The record is from RefSeq and is a predicted model, not a curated record. The transcript is spliced from 2 exons. Bases 281 to 682 code for a protein of 133 amino acids.
GCCCAAUGAAACCAUCCACGUCACCGAAUAACAUUCUGUUUAAAUUAGGGUUAACUGUGCUAUCUCUAGCGACAUAACCUCAACCCAUUCUAUUAAUAGAAUCAUAGACAGUAGCACUAACCUAACCACUAUAGGGUCGUCGUCGCCGUCGCCGUUGCCGCUGCCGCACACGUAAUCAAAUUGAACAUAUGCCCCUAAUGCGUUUAUGUUGGUUUAAAUCUUGGCCAGACGCACUCUCUUUCUGUGUUUGCUGGAGUAUUUACCACAAAUUAUCUGAAAUAUGGUGCAAGUGCGGCAUCAAGGAAAACGCUGCCCACUUUAUCAUAUGGGGUGCUCCCACUCGGUGGUCUAUCCGUUCUCACUGUGCGCCGUAUUGUGCGGAGCACCCUGUUUUAGCGAACCCCGUAAAUGGUAUAAAACGUGCAGCAGUCCAGUAGAUUGUCGCAGUUUCUCUCUACAUUUCGCAGUGGACUGUGCUGUAUUGAGAUAUCCAAGUACGAAGGGUAUUGAGCAUUCGACUACCAUGUAUAUGCUAGCUCCAUUUGGGAAAAUGGAAGUUGCCUUCCUGCUAUUGCUGUUGACCGGCUCUUUGGGCGGCAUUGGUGCUGCACCAGUUGAGGCCCCGGAGGUGUGCCUUUUACAAUCGGGAUCUAUGGAAUGCUCACCGGGUAAAUUGAUAUAA